AUGGUCCCCCUCCCGUCCCCGUUCGGCCAGAUCCCCCGCUACCCACUCCUGUACCCGACCCCCUCGCCCAUCCACCCCCUCCCAGCCCUAACCCGCCUCCUCACUUCGUCCCCCGCCCAGCCAUCUCCCCGCAUCACCCUCUACGCCAAACGCGAAGACCAAGCCUGUCCCCUCGCCUCCUCGGGCAACAAAUACCGCAAACUCGAAUACCUUAUUCCCGAUAUUCUCUCCCCGGCCCCGAAAUACGGCACUCUCGCUCCGGGUCCGAAUCACGGCACCCUCAUACCACCCCUCCCACCAACAGGAACUACACCUCCACCCCCAGCGAGGAAACCAACCACCCUCGUCACCGAAGGCGCCCUCCAAAGCAACCACACCAUCCAAGUCGCCAGCAUCGCCAACCACUUGUCCCUGGACUCCGUCCUCCUCCUCCACCAAGCCACGGGCGGGGGCUACCAGGCCUCCACCAACAAAGACCUCUUCUCCACCACCGGCAACGUCGAACUCGCCAAACUCCUCGGAGCGGAUAUCCGCAUCCUAGAUACCUCGAUAGUCUCCAAAUCCUCCCCCACACCCACAUCCUCCCCACCCAAUCCCAAUACCGAAAAUGAAACCCAAGACAAAGAAAAAGAUCAAGUCCACACAAUCUUCACCACCCUCCAAACCACCCCCAACCGAGCCCCCUACUGGAUCCCCUCCGGCGCCAGUCUCCAUCCCCUCGGCGGACUAGGCUACGCGCGCUGCGCAUUCGAAAUCGCAGAACAGGAGAAAUCUCUCCCCCGAUCCCUUACACACCAUAAAUCCCCCCGAUUCGACUACAUCUUCAUCGCCUGCGGCAGCGGCAGCACCCUAGGUGGUCUAAUCGCAGGAAUGAAACUCCUCCACCGAGAAGAAGAACACCACCACCACCACCACCACCAACCCCAUCCCCAUCCUCUCCCCCCCCGCAAAAUCAUCGGCAUCAUCACAUCCCCCACCCUCCCGCGCGCCCACCACGAGGCCCGCAUUCUCAACUUCGCACGCCAAGCCGCAACACUCAUUGGCCUUGAUCCCGAACACGUCAUCACGGAGGAAGAUAUCUGUCUCGAUGAGCGGUUCGCGGGCACGGCGUAUGGGGAACUUGAUGAAGCGACACGGGAUAUGCUGGGGGAGAUGGCGCGGGAGGAGGCGGUGGUGUUGGAUCCGGUGUAUACGGGGAAGGUGGUUAGGGGGAUGAGGCAUUGGGUAAGGGAGGGGGAGGUAGCCAAAGAUUGGGUGGCGAGGGGCGGUGAGCCGGGGGGAGAGGUGAAUGUCUUGUUUGUGCAUACCGGGGGACAGGCGGCGUUGAGUGCGUAUGCGGAUGUGAUGUAG
Aspergillus ibericus CBS 121593 is the source of this 1350-nucleotide messenger RNA. RefSeq names its product 1-aminocyclopropane-1-carboxylate deaminase/D-cysteine desulfhydrase. Gene Ontology annotation, molecular function: D-cysteine desulfhydrase activity. Lineage: Eukaryota; Fungi; Ascomycota; Eurotiomycetes; Eurotiales; Aspergillaceae. The coding region runs from base 1 to 1350 and encodes 449 amino acids. The record is from RefSeq and is a predicted model, not a curated record. The transcript has a single exon.